AUGUCAAUUCCUAAAACUCAAUUUGGAUAUGGUUAUGAUAAAAGAUACAAAACUAUUCAAAAAUUUGAUGAUAUACCAAUACCAUCAGUAGGAGCAAACGAAUUAUUAUUAAAAGUUGAAGCAGCUGGUUUAUGUUUAUCUGAUCCUCAUACUUUAAUUGGUGGACCAAUAGAACUUAAACCACCUUUGAAAACCCUGGAUAAAUUUAUAAUGGGACAUGAAAUUGCUGGUUCAGUAUGUAAGCUAGGUUCAGAAUUAUCAAAACAACAAGAUUCAAAAUUUAAAAUUGGAUCAAGAUUUGCUUUACAAAUUAAUUUUUGUUGUGGAGAUUGUGAAAUGUGUAGAAAAGGAUUAGAUGGGGCAUGUACUACUACUUCUCAAUGCUACGGAUUAAAUGAAGAUGGUGGGUUUCAACAAUAUCUUUUGGUCAAGAAUUUAAGAACUUUAUUGCCUAUUCCUGAUAAUGUUUCAUUUGAAGAUGCUGCUGUUUGUACUGAUUCUGUUUUAACUCCAUUUCAUGCUAUUCAAAAAGUUAAGCAUAAAAUUCAACCAACUUCUAAAAUAUUGGUCCAAGGUUGUGGUGGAUUAGGAUUAAAUGCUAUACAAAUUUUAAAAAAUUAUAAUUGUCAUUUAGUUGCAACUGAUUUAAAACCUGAUAUUAAAUCAACUGCAUUAAAAUAUGGAGCUAAUGAAUUUUACAACGAUUUAAGUAAAUCAAAUCAUGAACCACAAUCAUUUGAUAUAAUAUUUGACUUUGUAGGUAUUCAACCAACAGUUGAUAUAUCAAACAAAUACUUAAAAAAAAGAGGUACGUUAUCGAUGAUAGGUUUAGGUAAAUUUAAACUAGUUAUGCCAAAUUAUUUAUUUGCAUUGAGAGAAAUUGAAGUAUUUUAUAAUUUUGGUGGUAACUCAAUUGAACAAAUUGAAUGUAUGAAAUGGAUUUCUAAGGGUUUAAUUAAACCAGAUGUUACUAUUGUUGAUUUUAAAAAAUUACCACAAGCUUUAGAAGAUUUGGUUAAUGACAAAGUUAGAGGUAGAGUUGUUUUUAGACCAAAUAAAUUAUAG
Lodderomyces jiufengensis is the source of this 1065-nucleotide messenger RNA. RefSeq lists its product as uncharacterized. The transcript has a single exon. NCBI's taxonomy places the organism in Eukaryota, Fungi, Ascomycota, Pichiomycetes, Serinales, Debaryomycetaceae. The record is from RefSeq and is a predicted model, not a curated record. The coding region runs from base 1 to 1065 and encodes 354 amino acids.